AUGGGAGGUCUCCAGAUCGUCACUAAUUCGCGGCUUUCUAUCUUGGUGGCUGCUCAGGGAACUAAUGUCGAAGUUGGCAGUAACGCACAACCUUGGAAAUUCGAGAAUGAGAGCAAGACCUCGAGGACAGAUAGUCUUUGGGUGUUCAGUGACAUCGGUGCCAUCCAGAGCCUGAAACGCCUGGUUUCUUACUCCACCAACGGCACUACGUCGGCGCUGGCGAAGCGUGCCCUGCGCCUGUUGGGCGAGGAGGUACCCCGGCGCAUCCUGCCCUGCGUGGCCAGCUGGAAGGAGGCCGAGGUCCAGACCUGGCUGCAACAGAUCGGCUUCUCCCAGUACUGCGAGAACUUUCGGGAUCAGCAGGUCGAUGGUGACCUGCUUCUACGGCUCACAGAGGAAGAACUCCAGACAGACCUGGGCAUGAAAUCAAGCAUCACGCGCAAGAGGUUCUUUAGGGAGCUCACAGAGCUCAAGACCUUUGCCAGCUAUGCUACAUGCGACCGCAGCAACCUAGCGGACUGGCUAGGCAGCCUGGACCCUCGCUUCCGCCAGUACACCUAUGGCCUAGUCAGCUGCGGCCUGGACCGCUCCCUGUUGCACCGAGUGUCAGAGCAGCAGCUCCUGGAGGACUGUGGCAUCCGCCUGGGGGUGCAUCGCUCACGCAUCCUCUCUGCAGCCCGAGAAAUGCUACACUCACCAUUGCCCUGUACUGGUGGCAAGCCCAGCGGAGAAACCCCAGACGUCUUUAUCAGCUACCGGAGGAGCUCGGGUUCCCAGCUGGCCAGCCUCCUGAAGGUGCACCUGCAGCUGCAUGGCUUCAGCGUCUUCAUCGAUGUGGAGAAGCUGGAAGCAGGCAAGUUUGAGGACAAGCUCAUCCAGAGCGUCAUGGCGGCUCGAAAUUUUGUAUUGGUGCUAUCUGCUGGGGCGCUGGACAAAUGUAUGCAGGACCAUGACUGCAAGGACUGGGUGCACAAGGAGAUUGUGACUGCUUUAAGCUGUGGCAAGAACAUUGUGCCUAUCAUUGAUGGCUUCGAGUGGCCCGAGCCUCAGGCACUGCCUGAGGACAUGCAGGCUGUACUCACCUUCAAUGGCAUCAAAUGGUCCCACGAGUACCAAGAGGCCACCAUCGAGAAGAUCAUCCGCUUCCUGCAGGGACGCCCCUCUCAGGACUCCUCUGGCGGCUCAGAUACCAGUUUGGAGGGAGCUGCACCAAUGGGCCUGCCUUAACCUGUCCCGGUUCCCACGUCCUGCCGUGACUCCUGGUUCCAUAAUCUCCCCGCCCCUAAAGGAGUAGCUCCUCUAGAGCCGCCCUGGGCUGAGACAAACCAGGCUCUUCUCAGGGAAUGGCUCUCCCUGCUGCCUCCCCGUGGCCCACUUCUAACCCAGAGAUGCCAGACACGGGGUGAGAUGAGAGGACACUCCUCUGUCAGGCCCGGCCAUCAGGUUCCAACUCCCAUCCAGAGCCAUGUUCCUGCUUCAAUCUGGACCCUCAAGAUAGGGGAAGGACAUUGCCCCGUCUCCUGCCCCAAGAGCAGCCAGCUUGAGAAGGGUGAGGUUGGCAGGCUCUGGCAGGAGUCAGGACAAUGGGCCCAGGAGGCAUCUGGGGUUGAGGAUCCCCCAAAGGCUGUCCACUCACAUUGUGCCUGGCCUCUGGCUCACCUGGCUUCCUGAUGCCUCAUGGCCUUGCUCUAUAACUACUUGGUACCCUUGCCAGACCUCUUUAGGCAGCCUCCUUUGCCAUGUUGGGAGUCUGGGUGCAUCUGAGCCGGCCCUCUGCCUGGCCUCGCUGCCCUUUCUGGUGCAAGAAGGGGCCCCUUGCUUGUGCAGGGAGACCCUAGGAACCCACCCUCGCCCAAACCUCUGUGCUGUGCCUAGCCUGCUCCAGCUGGCUUCCCCAGCUCUUCACCCACACAGGGCUUUUCACCCUCUUGUUCAAAGAAAGAGACCAGAGAAGCUCCAAUCGCACCAGUAGCCUGAGCAGAACCUGCACCAUGGGAAAGAAGUGGGACCCCCAUGGGCAAGGGCCAAUUCCUGGGGCAGUUUCUCCCACCGAAGUGUGUCCACAUCCACUGGGAAUCUUGUCAAAACUCAGAGCAGGCCAUCUGGGAAGCGCCUGAGCAGCUGCGGUUUUCAGAUUCCCAAGGGAGCCAAUGCAAGGCUCUCGCCAUGUUCUGAACCCCCACCCCACCCCCUGGUCCCUAACCCUCCCAGCAGCUUUUUCCACUGUCACCCCAGUUUUAUAGAGAGGAGUGGCUGAAUGAUAGGCCCAGGUCCCCACAUCACUGGUGGCAGUCUCCGGAUUCUGCCCCAGUCUUGGUACCCAGCACCACAGCUUCCAGACCUGUUCUCCCGAGACUCAUCCUAGAGGCUGUGGCCCAGGCUGGGUAGCAGCCUCUCCCUGGCCCCAAAGAACUGAGCAGUAUGGGGUGGGUCUUAGCCAAAAGGCUGGGCCAGGGGCACACAGAAAUAACUGGGCAGGACUGUCCUGUGUCUCUCCCCCCACUGCACAAAGAGGGUAAGAAAGUCAGCUGGCACUGCUCUGCCACCGCUCCUGGAGGCAGUGGGGUCACACCGCUCCUGGAGGUGGCCAGGUUCCUUGCUCUCAGUCCGCACUGUCAGAGAGCCAAAGGGCUUUCUCUCCAGGCCUAGGGACCCCUUCUUCCCACUGUCCUUCCUGCCAAAGACGCCCUCUUCCACAGCUCGUGGCUGGCCUCUGGCUGUGACUAUCUGCAGUCCUGGUCCCUGUCACCAGUGCCAACCCCACAUCCUAUUCUGAGGUGAGGCAGAUGGAAAUGGUGGCCUUGAUGACCAAUUCAAUGACAAUACAGUGUAUGAGUCCCCCUGGGGAAACAUCGUCUUCAGUCCACACUCUCCAGAGGUCCCCAUGGGCAGUACUCAAGAAGUUUCGGGUUUUUGUUUGGGACACAUGUCACCGCAGCCUCCACUGUCUGGCCUUCUGCUGACCUAUCCCCUCCUGUCUUCCUGGGGGACCAGAGCACAACCUUCUGUCCCAGUCAGGGUAGCAGAAGUGUCAAGGCUCCUCCAGCUAGGCACUGUGCUCGGUGGUGGCACAUCUCAGGCUGCAGGCAGAGCAGCAGAUGGCCUCAACCUCUGCCAAGCCUGGCUGACCACACUGACCUCGAGAUGGGCUCUUCAAGCUACCCGAGCUUGCUUGGUCUGUGGGUUCAGGGUUUUCUGCCUGGCUGGGCUAUGUAGCUGCUGCCCCCAAGCUGGGACUGAGUCAGGGUGGUCACUACCCUACACCACCUACCCCUCUCCAGUGGGCAAUGAGCUAGCUGCUCAGGGACAUUAAGAGGGUUAAAGUCCAGCCAUAGUUGGCUCAUCCCUUCACUAGGCAUCUCCUCCUGGGCUGCAUGAAGCUGGAGGGAUCUCAGAGCAUCUAGCAACCAUGCUCGCUACCGUAUCCCACCGAGGUCCCGCCUCUUUCCCAUGGUGCAGGUUCUGCUCAGGCUACUAGAGCUGUGGGAGCUCCCCUGGUCCUGGUAACCAGACAGCUUGGGAGGAGUGCUGACCCAGGUUUCUCUAGGUUUAUUCAAGGUCAAGGUGCCAGAGUGGAGCCGUUUCCUCCUCACAGCCUCACGGUGGUGGGGUCAGUGGAAGGAUGUUUCUUGCGUAGUUUCCAUCUCCAGAGGAGAGGCAGAGGCAGGGGUGUGGAGGCGGGAGAGACCCCUGCAGUUCAGUGGACCUUAGAGGGGAGGGGAGGAAGGGGUGUGGAGGCAGGAGGGACCCCGGCAGUUCAGUGGGCCUUCAUUUUCCCCUGGGAGAAUUGUCUUUUACCUGCACGGUUUCCAGUCAGGAAAUUGCCUCGCAGGGUAGGUAGUGGGUAAGUGCAGAUGUAGGGUCUAGCUCUCAGGGACAGUUCCGGUUUGAAGAAUCACAACCCCUCCCCCCCACUUUGGGUCAGCUUGGUAGGGAGACGGCCAGUUGCCAAAAACAGCAGCUUCACAACAGGCCAGAGUCUGCCUUUCGGCUCUGGGUCCAGGUCUUUCUUUCCACCCUCCAUUCACUCAUUCAUUCAUUCAUUCAUUCACACACACACACACACACACACACACACACACACACACACACACAGCCCUGCUCAGCACUGAGCAUGUGGGAGGGCCAAACGGCAGCCCAAAGAGAUCCUGCAGGGUCUGGUGUAACCAUGAAGCCAGCCAGGGAGUGACUCACCUGACCCUCAGGAAGGAGCAGCCAGGGCUUGGGCCCAAGUGUCUCCGCUGCUCUGAGGACGCCUCACAAGCCUUUCACCCCUCAGCAGCUUAGAAAGAUGGAGCUUGGAGGGACAUGCCCGGACCAACCCCACAGUCAGCUCAGGAACUCCCAGCCCCGCAGCUGCUGGUGUCUGACCUGUGCCACACAGGCCAAGAGCAGAAAGACAGAAAGCCCCAAAGCCCAGUGACUCUUCAGUCUGGCUCAGACAAUUUACUGUGACAAGUGACAUGGCGGGGUCAAGGGUGGUGUGGUCAAGGGCUGAUUCCCAACCACAGACAGUGCUUCUGCCUCUGGGGUCAAUACUCCCCAGGUACCAUACUAAUCAUUAGGGGUGACUGGAGGCCACUGCACACAUCAGGGCCCUAGUACCAUGGGCUGGAAGGAGAGGUUGGUUCUCAAGCUUCGCUUGGUCCCUGAAGUGCCCUCUCCUUCACUCGGGAGGCUGCUGAUGCUGAAUGGCAUAAAGGGUGAAGAAACCCCUGGCUCAAUUGGUUCCCUGUAGCCUGCCCUGAGUGGGCCUGUCCUGCUUAGACUACAGACCCUAUGCAGGGACUGGCUCAGUGGGAGGUCAGGUGGUGCCCAUAAUUGGCUUGAGCACCCUGUCCAAAGUGAAUAUAGCCUUCAGAGGGCCGGCUGGUGCAGGUCCACUGUUCCUCAUGGCCUCCGGCAGAUCACAAACUGUGAGGAAACUGCUGGAAUUCAGGACGUGGAUUAAUCUUCUCCAGUACCCUGUGAGAGACCAGAGAGAUGGUUCAGAAUUGACAUGGGAGCCCCCAAGCCCAGUGUGGAGAGGUGACAUGGGACUGACUCGGGUGGGCAGUUCCAGCUGUCUUCCUCCCCAAGCUGACAGGCAUAGGACAAUGUCCACAGGCAGAGGGCUCUGGAGAGGAACUCUUAAGACUUCAGUGGGUCAGCCCAGCCUGGGGCUCAGCCACAAGUAGCCAAGUAAGUUCCUUUCUGUUCACACAGUUUGGCCCUGCAGUCGUAUCUGCCACGUGAGGAUGGGGCAGGCUGAGGGGGCCUGAUAGAGAGGCCUUGUCAAGGCGUAGUGUUAGCCUGACCCCUCGCCACAUGUCCCCUCUACCUCGCUCUGGAGAUGGUUCCUAAAAGAUCAGGCGGCCACCUGCAUGGGGUGGGGUUAGCCCUGGAUGACAUGUCUAAAGGACAAGGGUUCCAGGAGCAAAGCUGCCAUUUUCAGUCGGGAGCAGGAGCAAGAGGAAACCUCUGGGAAAGUAAGACACCAUGAUGAGCAGGCAAGGAUGGUCAGGGCCCUUGAUUACCCGAUCAGAAUGGCUGGGAUGAAGAGGAGGCCAGCUCCCAGGAGGAAGGGGAAGCCCUUCAGGAAGUUCAGAGUGGCUGGGUAGAGUGAGUUGAAGAUGCCAGAGGCCAUCAGCAUGGCCAAGCUAUUCACACAGGCCACAGCAGAAAAGAGAGCACCUGGGAGGGAUAAAGAGCACACUUCAGAGUUGGAAAAACCCAGGGUCAAAUGAGGGCAGUACCACCCCACAGCUGGAAGACCCGGGGCGAGACAAUUGGCUGUCCUUUCCUGUGCUGUGGUAAAGACUCAAUGAAGUUAUAUGUGGGCAGCGCCUGGCAGAGGGGUUAUUAGAUACGCAGCUGUUGAUUGUUAUUAAAUUCACAGAAAAGCCUGUGCGGUACCUUUUACUUAAAACAUUAUUAACA
Messenger RNA from Onychomys torridus (southern grasshopper mouse), 5919 nucleotides. It is a transcript of the gene Sarm1, whose product is annotated as sterile alpha and TIR motif containing 1. The record is from RefSeq and is a predicted model, not a curated record. Bases 1 to 1227 code for a protein of 408 amino acids. Gene Ontology annotation, cellular component: dendrite. Gene Ontology annotation, biological process: signal transduction; negative regulation of MyD88-independent toll-like receptor signaling pathway; response to axon injury. Gene Ontology annotation, molecular function: NAD+ nucleosidase activity; signaling adaptor activity; protein binding. Lineage: Eukaryota; Metazoa; Chordata; Mammalia; Rodentia; Cricetidae. The transcript is spliced from 9 exons.